Exophiala mesophila is the source of this 1938-nucleotide messenger RNA. RefSeq lists its product as uncharacterized. The transcript has a single exon. The coding region runs from base 1 to 1938 and encodes 645 amino acids. The record is from RefSeq and is a predicted model, not a curated record. NCBI's taxonomy places the organism in Eukaryota, Fungi, Ascomycota, Eurotiomycetes, Chaetothyriales, Herpotrichiellaceae.
AUGAAGGCCUCAAACACCACAUCGUCCUCGGAAGAGAAUUACGGUGCCCUCCCAUCGUCUUACCGCCGUCUGCGUAAGUCUAGGUCCAUGCACCCCUCUCGCUCCAUCCGCCAAAUCCCCUUCUUGAAAGCCUCCAAGUCUCUGAGCAGGCUCUCGCCUCGCAGAGGGUGGAGACUUGCACCAUCGCCAGCAAUACCCGACCUCCAGGCGACUCGAUACAAGACCGACCUCGACCGACCUGACAGUACUGCCCGACGCUCCUUUCGGGAAAAAUAUCCCGACACCGACGGCGAAAAACAAUGGAGAUACACUACGAGGUCAAAUAUACCGGUCCAGCCUGGGGACGUGAUUUCAGAGCGCUCAAGCUCAGGGGCAGUCAAAAGCUCGUUGAGGUCAUUCUCUGCCACCAUCCGAAGUCGAGUGAAACGCUUUCUCAGCUUCACCCACCUCCACCAAACCCAUCAAACCCAACUGGCCGAGCAGCACUUGGACGCCUUCGACGUUGUCGCCAACAACCUCGAUGCACGUACUAUCGUUGACGAGUCCGACAAUAAAUCCUUCUCAGACGAGCAAUAUGACACGGUCCCCCAUAUUGUUCCCCCCGUGGCGAGUCGCGAUAGUCUGGUGUCCAACAGCCAGUCAAGAGUCACGAGCUGGACGAACUCCAGUGUCACUUCACUCGGUCUGCGGUCAGCCUCUGCCCAGAAACACCGUCUUUCAGUGAUCAAAGAAGAUGGCGGGCCUCAUCAACCAUCCUCCUCCGCUGGCCGUCAUAUUGGCGGCGUUGUCUGUGUGAAGAGCUCGAGACAGACCAAGACCAGUGCCAGCCCAAUUCUCCCACAGGUUGACAGUCAGAGAAUAUACUCGGCGCUGAUCAAAAGAAUAAGCGAGGAAGAAGCCGAGCUCGAGCGUACCAGAGCUGCUGUCGAAGCCAUCGACUCCGUCAAAACCCCGAUACAACUCGAUGAAUUGCCGAUCUCCCGUAGCGAUCCAACGAUACGGAUGGUACAAAGUGAUUCGAUGCUGAGCUCUUUAGUGUCUCCCGCCCAAAGCCCAUCCAACGACGAUGACACAUGCCACCGCAAUGACGGCAAUAGCCACGCGGUGUCAACUGGUGACACACAAGCAGUCCGCGGGUCAGAGAAGCCUAAAUACACAAUGGACGCACAGUUUACAUUCUUCCCAUCUUCUCCUGAGCGUCGAUCUACAGCGCCUAGCCCAUUUAGAAAGCUCAUGAGUGAAAAAGACGACAACAACCAAUGUCAAGAUACUUCAUGGUCAAACCGUCUCGCAAGUUACCCCUCCAUCGCUGAACCCGGUAGUGAUAGGAGCAUUUACUCCACACCAUCGUUGAAUGACAUUUCUAUGGCUUCGGCUGCAAAUGGCAGUCUUCCAGUCCAUCAGUCGGCCGUGGUAGCAUCAGAACCACCUAGUGCAGAGAGACGCAGCGGUCAAGAGGAAGACCAAAUAGGAGAGACUCCGCCAGUCAGCACACCCGGUCGUCUUCACUUUGUGUCCCCUACGGCGGUGUCGACAUGUACCACUCCCAGUCCAUCCCUCCAGCACCGUUUUGUCGCCCGUCUGAGUCGCCCGUUUAACAUGGACGUCCCUACACAGAAUCGCCCAUUUGACAGCAUGUAUCUAGGGAAAAGGACUCCAGGACAUGCAGACACUCUCGGAAACAGUCGGUUGAGUGUCGCACCGCGCAAGUCCAAAAGCUAUGGAGCUCUACAAUGCGAUGAGGCAGGUCAUUUUGGAGACGUUCAAAGCAGUGGGCAUUCCACAGGAUUGUCUUCCAGAACAAGGGCAGCUUCCAAGGUCAUGGGUAUCCUUGGUUCCAAUCGAAUUGUAAGCAAUUUCCUGAAAAGCCGCAGGGAAAGGUACGGUGGCGCUACAGAGGCCAACAAUGCCACGGAUGAGAGUCCCCGGUUCCUAUGA